Molecule: messenger RNA, 2179 nt
Organism: Myotis lucifugus (little brown bat)
Lineage: Eukaryota; Metazoa; Chordata; Mammalia; Chiroptera; Vespertilionidae
Gene: SLC23A3
Product: solute carrier family 23 member 3
Exons: 13
Coding region: 425-1942 (505 amino acids)
Biological process (GO): transmembrane transport
Cellular component (GO): membrane
Molecular function (GO): transmembrane transporter activity
Source: RefSeq, a predicted model, not a curated record
UCUAAAUUGCGGUGGAGAGGAGGGAAUAGAGUCUAAAAUCUUCCCAGGUUAUUUUCUAGAUCUCCUCACCCCUCUUAUCCUGCUUUACAGAGACUGAAACAAGGGAUCUAGAUGGAGAUUCUUGGGGGAGGAAUCCAGAACAUGGCUCCCAGUUAAUGGAUGAUGGAAUUUGCACAAGAACUGGGCAAAGCUUGCUGUCCAGAAUCCCUCCUCCCACUCUUGGGCGUCUCUAAGUAGGCCUCCUCCCUGGGGCCUCGGCUGUCUUCUGGCUUUGCAGCAUAUUUUGGUCCUGGCUUCUCUCCUCUGUGCCUCGCACCUGCUUCUGCUUCGAAGUCUCCCCCCAGGAGGACUCUCUUACUCCCCUGCCCACCUCCUGGCCUCCAGCCUCUUUGCAUGUGGUGUGUCUACCACCCUGCAAACUUGGAUGGGCAGCAGGCUGCCUCUUGUCCAGGCUCCAUCCUUUGAGUUCCUUGCUCCUGCUCUGGUGUUGACCAACCGGAAGCUGCCUCUGGCCAUCCAGCAACCUGGAAACUCCUCCCACCUGCUGCACCCGUGUGAGGGGCCUGGCUGCCAUAGCCUGGAGCUCCGGAACACUUCUCUCCAAGAGGUGUCUGGGGCAGUGGUGGUGUCUGGGCUGCUGCAGGGCAUGCUGGGACUAUUGGGGGCUCCUGGCCACUUGUUCCUUCACUGCGGACCCCUGGUACUGGCCCCCAGCCUGGUUGUGGCAGGGCUCUCUGCCCACAGGGAGGUGGCCCUGUUCUGCUCUGGUCACUGGGGGCUGGCCUUGCUGCUUAUCCUGCUCAUGGUGGUCUGUUCUCAGCACCUGGGCUCCUGCCAGUUACCUCCAUGCCCCUGGAGGCCAGCUUCAACCUCUUCAACUUGCACUCGAAUCCCUGCCUUCCGGCUCCUCUCGGUGCUGGUCCCAGUGGCCUGUGUGUGGAUCAUCUCUGCCCUUCUGGGUCUCAGCGUCAUCCCCCUGGAGCUGUCUGCCCCCACUGAGGCACCGUGGUUUUGGCUGCCUCACCCAGCUGAGUGGGUCUGGCCCUUGCUGACACCCCGGGCUCUGGCUGCAGGCAUCUCCAUGGCCUUGGCAACCUCCAUCAGCUCCCUGGGCUGCUAUGCGUUGUGUGGUUGGCUGCUGCAUUUGCCUCGUCCACCUCCACAUGCCUGCAGUCGAGGGCUGAGCCUGGAGGGCCUGGGAAGUGUGCUGGCUGGGCUGCUAGGGAGCCCAUUAGGCACUGCAUCCAGUUUCCCCAAUGUGGGCACAGUGAGUCUUAUCCAGGCUGGAUCUCAGCGAGUGGCCCACUUGGUGGGGCUGCUCUGUGUGGGGCUUGGGCUCUCCCCGAGGCUGGCCCACCUCCUCACCACCAUCCCGCUGCCUGUUCUUGGUGGAGUGCUGGGCGUGACCCAGGCUGUGGUUGUGUCUACUGGAUUCUCCAACUUCCACCUGGCUGACAUUGACUCUGGGCGGAAUGUUUUCAUUGUUGGCUUCUCCAUCUUCAUGGCCCUGCUGCUGCCAAGAUGGCUUCGGGAAGCUCCGGUCCUGCUAAGCACAGGCUGGAGCCCCUUGGAUGUGUUACUUCACUCGCUGCUUGCAGAGCACAUCUUCCUGGCGGGCCUUUUGGGUUUCCUCCUAGAGAACACCAUUCCUGGCACACGGCUUGAACGAGGCCUAGGUCAAGGACUACCAUCCCCUUUCACUGCCCAAGAGGCUCGGAUGCCUCAGAACUCCAGGGAGAAGGCUGCUCAAGAGUAUGAGCUUCCUCUUCCCCUCCAAAACUUGUGUCCCUGCAUCCCCCAGCCGGCCCAUUGCCUCUGCCCAUUGCCUGAAGACCCUGGGAAUGAGGAAGGAGGGCCUGCUGAGCCAGGAGAGACAGCCGACUUGCUGCCUGGUUUUGGGGAGCAGUACCCCCGGUCUAGCAGAGAACGUAGGCCCCAUUAAUUCCAGGAUUCAUACUUCCGCUCUGGUUAGAUUGCUCUAUCUCCCAGCUUGCUGGAGAGUCAGCUCCCAGGUUCUACUUUCUCUUAGGGAGUGUGUGUGUCUGUGUGUGUGUAAAAUAGGUCUACUCAAGGGUCUUAUUUCCCAAUGGGUAUGUUGCCUUUCCUUCUCUUAAUUAAGUCCAACUGUUUCAGAGCAGAGGACAUGAAUGAAUAAACGAGAUUUUGCCUGUAAACUAUC